Syngnathoides biaculeatus (alligator pipefish) is the source of this 1946-nucleotide messenger RNA. It is a transcript of the gene cars2, whose product is annotated as cysteinyl-tRNA synthetase 2, mitochondrial. Gene Ontology annotation, cellular component: cytoplasm. Gene Ontology annotation, molecular function: cysteine-tRNA ligase activity; ATP binding. Lineage: Eukaryota; Metazoa; Chordata; Actinopteri; Syngnathiformes; Syngnathidae. The coding region runs from base 177 to 1889 and encodes 570 amino acids. The record is from RefSeq and is a predicted model, not a curated record. Gene Ontology annotation, biological process: cysteinyl-tRNA aminoacylation. The transcript is spliced from 15 exons.
GUUAACAGUAUCUAUGUCAAUAUGAUGUCUUUGAGCGUGACUGUGCUACUUGAUCGCUUCAUGUAAUUCCAAAUCGUUUUUAUUUGGCUAUUAAUGUAUUCUUUUAUUGUUUACGUGCAAUUUAUAUCGCUAGAAGAACCUUAAGAUUCGAUGCAUGUUUGCUACACUGACGCCCUAUGUUGCUAGGUCACAGCAUGUGGAGAAACGCGGUCAAGUCGUUUCUACGGCGAACCAAAGGACUCAAUGUACGAGUAAAUAUCCGUGGCUCAUGCAGCAGCAGAAGCGAGAAGAAGUGGAUCAUGCCCGAUGGAUUUGACACAGGAUUAAAGACUUUCAACAGCCUCACCAAACAGAAAGAGCCCCUGAUUCUGGCUCGAGAGGGAGUAGCCACAUGGUACAGCUGUGGUCCCACCGUGUACGACCACGCCCACUUGGGCCACGCAUGUUCAUACGUCAGAUUUGAUGUGCUACAGAGAAUCCUGUCCAGGUUGUUUGGCGUCACGGUCCUCCACGCCAUGGUCAUCACAGACAUUGAUGACAAGAUCAUCCAAAGAGGUUGGCAGGAGAACAUCUCACCCACCAUCAUUGCCAGAAUGUAUGAGGAGGAAUUCAAGAAGGAUAUGAUGUCAUUGAAGGUGAUUCCUCCUGCAGUGUAUGUAAGAGUCACUGAGAACGUGCCGCGAAUUGUGGCCUUCAUUCAGAGAAUCAUCGAGAACGGAAAUGCCUACGCCACAAAAGAAGGUGAUGUUUAUUUUGAUAUCCAGUCCAUUGGGGAUCGCUACGGCAAGUUUGGGGGAGCUGGGGAUUCUCAAGAAAGCGCCGGUAGCUCCAGUAAAAAAGAUGUGAGGGAUUUUGCUCUGUGGAAGCGAUCAAAACCUCAAGAACCACACUGGGACUCUCCUUGGGGCCAAGGAAGACCGGGGUGGCAUAUCGAGUGUUCCACCAUCGCAAGCUCAAUGUUCGGGAGUCAGCUGGAUAUCCACUCAGGUGGCAUUGACCUGGCUUUCCCUCACCACGAGAAUGAGGUGGCACAAAGCGAAGCCUAUCAUCAGUGUGAGCAGUGGGCCAAUUACUUCCUGCACUCAGGGCAUUUACACCUCAAAGGGAGUGCAGAGAAAAUGUCCAAAUCUCUGAAAAACUACAUCACCAUUAAGGAGUUCCUACAGUCUCACUCUGCCGAUGAGUUUCGGAUGUUCUGCCUCUUGACCAAAUACCGAUCAGCUAUAGAUUACAGUGACAGCAGCAUGUUGGAGGCGCGGGUCUCCCUGGCAACCAUCUCUACUUUCUAUAAUGACGCUCAGGCCUACAUAAAGGGUCAGCUGCAGUGUUUGCCCGUGCAAGACGCAUUACUCUGGGACAGGUUAGCUCAGACGAAAGCACGUGUGAUGACAGCCCUGGCUGAUGACUUUGACACCCCGAGAGCCAUGCAUGCCAUCACAGAUAUGGUUUACCAGGGAAACUGCCAGCUGCAGUCGGUUUCCACGGUUGCAGGAACAACCAGAAGUCCAGCAGUUUUUGGAGCCAUGAUGGCCUACAUAAGAGACAUUUUGGACGUCUUUGGGAUCGACCCCUUAGAUAACAAGGACGCGGAGACCAUAAGCCAAUCGGGAAGCUUACAGGCUGUUGUCGAGCAGCUGUCUCAAUUCCGAAGUCAAGUCAGAGCCUUCGCCCUCGCCCGUCAGUCAAGCACGUCUGAGAAGUUUCCAGAAGCACUUUAUCCAGACAGAAUCCCGCUCCUUAAAGCAAGUGACGAUUUGAGGAAGAACCUGGCACCGCUUGGGGUGCUUAUAAAAGAUCGAGGAGGCAACUCCACUUGGGAGCUAACGAAAAGAGCACCAGAACUGACAGACAAGAUGAAACCCAGCACAGACAAAGCAGUCAGCGGAUGAAUGGAUUCAAGCAAAUUUCUGAUUUAAAAAAAAAUAAUAAAAUGAAAUUGUUUUUAA